AUGUCAUCCCCUCCUAGUAACGUCAGCAAUGCGCCGGACCCAUCCCCUGUGCGAUGGCAAUUCAUCGACUCUUCGAACAAUAGUCGAUCCAACUUGACCCAAGUAAAGCGUCAUGUUAUGCAAGAAUAUAUGCGCCAGAAGAAAGGCGGUGCUCGUCAGAGUGAGAGUGAAGAGGAACAACCGCGAGCAAAACGUGGAAGGCCCAAGAAGACUCGGGCUGCGAUUCGAAAAUCAGAGAAGAAAGUGAAAUCAGACGGUGACUACAAUAUCGGUCAAUUUCGAGCAAGGAGAUCAACGAGGAAGCAAGUCACAUACAAAGAAGACCUGAUUGUCCAGGUUAACCGCGAUAUGUUUGCUUCGAAUCCUAUCUCGUCGGAUCCUUCGUUGAUUGUAUCCGAUGAUAUGUCCUCGUUUGCCCCUUUCCGACCAUCUUCUGCCCAGUCUCACGAUCUUCCUCUUCCACUGGAUGGCUUUGUAGAUGUACAUUCACAGAGUUCACCAACCCCUGAGCUAUAUUUUAACAACAUCGCAUGGUCAUCACCCUCCACGGUACCAUAUCAGUUCGUGCCAUCACCAAGUACCAUUGUGAGCGAUGCGCAAACCAACCCAUUUAACGCUCUUCCUGUAGAGUUGGGUCGAGAUGGACACAGGGUAUUUGACUCCUAUGUGAAUGAUGUGCCAGCCUGCUCCUAUGGAACCCCUUACCGGUCACCCAUAGCCAACGGUUAUACAUCGGCCUUUGUGCCAGAGACAACGAAAGGGGAAAUCCAAAAUUCUCUUCUUUGCAGAGACCGUGCUGUCUCCAUGCUCCGGGAGUCACGCUCCGACAUCCCCCAUGACAUCUCCGAUGCUGCAAUCAUUGCCUGUCUGAAUGCCGCAUCCUUUGAGAAAUGCGACCACCGACUAGGUCACAAGGAGAUAAGCUCGGCGCAUAUGAGAGCUGCACGCGAGAUGAUACGAGCGCGCGGUGGUCCCGCUGCAUUCGCAAAUACUCGCAUCGGCAUGAUGAUCAAUUGGGAAAACCCCAUCCUGCCAGGAUUUGAGACCCACGGGCCCAACUUCUUCUAUGAAUACGACCAGCAUACCCCAGUCUCAUCUGAGACUUUAGCAUCACUACCCCAUCCCAUUCCAGUCCCCCAUUCAAUGCCCUCUCCGCCAUAUUCCACUUCCUCGGCUUUCUCAGAAGUCUCGCCCAGCCCCGAACCUCGAACACUGCUCCCACCAAACUUCCAAUCAAUCCCAAUUGACGAGACCAAAUUUCAAUGCGACGAAUUCCUUGACUUCCUCCGACGCUGUGAACAACUCGCCUUAUACCAACGCGACAACCCCCAAUCAUCGUACAUUACCCGCCACACCGCAGUUCAGGAAACAUCCAUCCUGAACCAAAUCCUCGCCGCACCCCCAGGCGCCCGAUUCCCCACACCAGCCGACCGAAAACAAACGGUCACCCGCUUAACAGCGUUGAUAACACUCAAUGCCGCGAUGUGGGAUUACCGUAACACCCCAGCGCGCGCAGCAAUCUUCCUCGACACACUCGAAAAAUCCUUGGUCGGCAGCGAAGUCGGGAUGAACGGCUCCGUCGACGCCAUGCUCCAAAUCCUGCUCGAUUGCACCGACGGCACUGCUGAUAGCUGGUCCACGAGUGCCGACGGCUUUGCUGCCGCUGGCCCGGUAGAGGAACUCCCAGAUUUCUCUCAGUACUUUCUGACUGCUACUUCGCCCUCUGCGCGCCCGUGGUUUACGGAUCAUAUGUUGAAGAUUGCUAGUCGGUUGAGUGCCCUGUCGCGGUACCGAGUUAAUGAGUUUUUGUUCUCGUGUUUGACCCUCCAGGUGCAGGAGCCGUCGGCGGGUCUCUGGGAGGAGGAUCUUCGUCAGGAGAUCCUUGAUCAGCCGACUACCUAUCUUAUGCGCUAA
Molecule: messenger RNA, 1914 nt
Organism: Penicillium robsamsonii
Lineage: Eukaryota; Fungi; Ascomycota; Eurotiomycetes; Eurotiales; Aspergillaceae
Product: sigma-70 region 2 family protein
Exons: 2
Coding region: 1-1914 (637 amino acids)
Source: RefSeq, a predicted model, not a curated record